AUGGCGAUGUCAGCCAUGCGUGCCCUGCCCUGCGCGAUCACCAUGCAUGCGGCUGAGACGACACUGAUCCGUGCAGGGCUGCAGGGACAAGGAGGAGGAGGUGGUGCUGGUGCUGGUGGCGCAGGAGGAGCAGCUGGUGGUGGUGCAGGGGGCGCGGCAGGUGGUGCUGUGGUGCCGGGGACACAGGAUGCCAUCCAGAUUGUGUCACAGGCUGCUCUCUGCUUUGACAAUAGACAGGUGAUAAAUGAGUGCCUCCAAGCAAUGGGCAUCAAUGUCAACGGCAGCGGCGCUAGCGGCAACGGCAACGGUGGCAGUAGCAACGGCAGUGGUGGCAGCAGCAGAAGCAACGGUGGCGGCGGCAGUGGCGGCAGCAGCAGAAGCAACGGCAACAGCGGGUCAACGGCGAUCAUGUGCCAAGGGCCGUGCUUCGGGCAGAUGAUGCUGAUGAUGACCUGCGUGAACGGCAUCCUAGGCAACAUCCAGGGCUACAGCCCUGGCCUCAUGCAGGGCGUCCAGGCCGUCUUCCAGAUGUCCUGCGGCAACGUUGGCAACAACCAGCAGGGUGGCGGUGGUAGUGGAGGUGCCGCCGGUGGUGGUGGUGGUGGAGGUGCUACCGGUGCCGCUGGUGGUGGAGGUGCCGGGAGUGCUGGUGGAGCUGGUAGUGGAGGUGUCGCCGGCGUUGGCGGCGGAGCUGGUGGAGGAGGUACCAGCGGUGCCAGUGGUGCUGGUGGUGGUGUCGCUGGCGGCGCCGGCAAUGCCGUUGGUGCCAGCGGUGGCAGCAAUACGGCCAACAGUGCCAUUACUGCUGGUGGUUCUACGAAUCCUAACGGAGGCUCACACGUGGCAGUAAGCAAUCUUGAUGAGCUAACCAGCAGCGCGGAUGGGCCCAUGGCUAGCCUCACCAGCAGAUUUCCCUCAAUGCUAUGGACUUACGUGUAUUUGGCUACUGCGGCUAUUGUGGCUUUGAUAUGA
Messenger RNA from Miscanthus lutarioriparius, 972 nucleotides. Lineage: Eukaryota; Viridiplantae; Streptophyta; Magnoliopsida; Poales; Poaceae. The record is from the annotation of a GenBank genome assembly.